Molecule: messenger RNA, 2358 nt
Organism: Eurytemora carolleeae
Lineage: Eukaryota; Metazoa; Arthropoda; Copepoda; Calanoida; Temoridae
Product: myosin-J heavy chain
Exons: 4
Coding region: 125-1930 (601 amino acids)
Biological process (GO): nuclear migration
Cellular component (GO): cytoplasm; meiotic nuclear membrane microtubule tethering complex; nuclear outer membrane
Molecular function (GO): actin filament binding
Source: RefSeq, a predicted model, not a curated record
UGCAAUGUAUUGUGUGGGUGGGUGCCAAGGGUCUAAGCUAAGCUAGUAUCCACGGGUCAGCUUAACUAUAGCAGUCCAUCUGCCCGCUUCAAGGAAUAUCCUGUGCUGUUGAAAGGAGGUCAGGAUGACGUUCUGGCAGGAGAACUACAGCUUCAUCAAGGAUGUCUACGACAUGCGCCACCAGAAGAUGGCCGAGUGGAUGGAGAAUGUAGAGAAGGCCAUCUCCAGGAUUAUGGCUGACAAGGUUUACACCUCUGCUGAAUUCAAGAGGGAACGUGAUAACUUCCAUGCUUUGUGCAAGGAUCUUGAGCGCGCCGAGGUCAAGAAAUGGUUGGCUCACAUCCUAGAAAUCUUGAUGGCUGAGAGAGCUAAGGACCAAAGAAAUGACGAGAUGGGUAAACUUGAUAAUAUUAUCAAGAAACAUGAGGAGCUUAUCCCCACUGUAAUGAAGACCCAGGUUAUGGUAGAUCUGUACUGGAAGUGCUACGCCUAUGGUGAUGAGUUGAAGCCUCAUAUUGAGUUUCUUGAUGGUAUCAUGCUUUCAUCAACCAGAGACAUUGCUCCCUCUUGCGUUGAGAAUGUUGAUGAGUUGAUCGAGAGACAGGAGAAGUCUCUAAACCAACUUGAGACCAAGAGAGGAGUUGUCAAGGAGCUUAUUGAGAAGGGAAAAAUCAUUCUGAUGAACCCUGACAAACCCAGGUUCCUUGAAGGACAUGUCCAACGUAUUGAAGUUGGAUGGGAUGAUACCAAAACCAAGGCUCAAGAUAGACUGAAGCUUCUCCAGGAGACCAAGAAUGCAUGGGUUGGAUAUGCCGAGAACAAUGAGACCAUUGCUUCUGAGUUUGAAAAGGCAGAAGAGGAAAUCAAAAAAAUUAAGAAGAGGUUCAACCUUGUUGCAGCCAUGGAUGAUCUAAGAAAGAGGCAAGAUAUUUACAACAAAACCAACUCUGUAAUUAGUGGACUUUUCAAAUCUAUUAACGACAACCUCACCUGCAUGUCCAUCACUCUUCCUGAGGAUAAGAAAAAGAUUCUGGACAAGGAGGUCAAGGCUGUCUCUGAAAAGCUUGAAGUUGUUGGCCGCCUUGAAGAGAAGGUUAAAAAGGUUGAAGAAUUCUGCACCCAGCUCAAUUCCUUUGAUGUUUCCUUGAAGACCAUAAAUGACUGGAUGGCAACUGCUACCAGAGAAUUGGAAGAUAUCAAGGCCGCUGCUGGAACUAUGCUUCCUGAAGAUAGAGUUGCCCGUACCAUGGAUCUGCAAGAAGAUAUUGCCUCCAAGGUUGAAAUCCUGAAGACAAAUGCUGCCACUGAACUGGACCUUCUACCCCAGGGAGAAAAUGUCCCUAAGGAUGCCCAAGACUACAAGGAUGAACUCAACAGAAUAACCAAGUAUGUUACCGACCUCCAAACCCGCACCAAGAAGGAGUGUGAUAGCUUCUCUGAGGAUGUCAAAUACUGGGCUGAGUACAGAACUGGUCUCAAGGAAUUCACCCCAUGGCUGGUUAAGUCUGAAGCUAACUGCAAUGAUGGCCUUGCCAAGCCUAGCAACCUUGAUGAAGUCAAGGCACUUCAUGAGAAGGUCAGCACUUUUGACAAGACCUGCGUGAACUACCUGAAGGUCCUUGAAGCUGCUGAAGCUGCUGCUAAGAAGAUGACCACCCAUGUUGAAGCAGAUGCUGAAGUUGCAGCCCUUAAGGCCAGAUACACCAAAGUCAAAGGCCACUCUGACAGCUUUGUUUCUAAGGUUGAUACCCUCCUCAAAGAAUGGACUCUCCUGGAUAACACAGUCACAGAAUUGAACACUUGGGUUGCCAAGGACAAGUCUGCCGAAGGAGAGAACCAAUUCUCCCUGGAAAAGAUGGAAUCUACUCUGGGAGAACUCAAGAAUAUCUUCAAGCAGAAGGAGUCUCUUGUAGAGAACCUGAACAUGUAAAUGGGUUCCUUUCUCUUACAAAAAUGUCCAUGAUAAAAAGUGUCCUAAUCAACCAUCAGAAUUGGACUAAUUCACAAACCUGACUCUUUUCUCCAGAUCCCAUCCAAACACAUGCAGAUGGAUUUCAAACAAACUGUGAUGAAGUUGCCAUAAAAAAGCUGAUUGAAAAAAAAUGGCUGAAAUCCUGAUGCUCCACAAUUACCUCAAUCCGUCAGAAGUCAAGAGUUAGGUUUGUCAAAAGAAGAUUAAAAGGACACCAUUUGAACAUCAGAAAUCCUAUAACAUGAAGACGGAACUCAUUGUUUUUUUAUUGGUCAGUAUUGAUUCUUGUGGUUUUGUAAUAAUUAUAGAUAGAUAUGUUUUAAUGCAAUGCAUUCUGGAAGAUGAACAAAUAUGUAUAUAAAAUAAAUAAAUUAUAAAUAAACACG